Candidula unifasciata is the source of this 1829-nucleotide messenger RNA. Lineage: Eukaryota; Metazoa; Mollusca; Gastropoda; Stylommatophora; Geomitridae. The record is from the annotation of a GenBank genome assembly.
AUGACAUCAUCAGAUAUGACCAGACCAGCUCACAACCAGUCGUUGUCACAGACUGAAACUCCAAGGCUUCCAUUCUCUACAAAAUCUGAGGGUCAGAUGGUCGAGGGUGUGACCCAGGUUCAUGCUGCAGCUGUGAAUGGAGACAGACAGACACUUUCACGUCUGCUGGCAGUGUCUACAAGGAAACUGGAUUUUGGUGACCAGUUUGGCAGAAGUCCUCUCAUGUACUGUGUCUUGGCAGACCGACAGGAGUGUGCAGAAAUAUUGAUUAAAGCAGGAAGUCAUGUCAAUUUGAAAGAUAAAGGCGGGAGGACUGCACUGCAUUGGGCUUCUUACAAGGGGAAUCUUCGUCUGAUGAAGCUGCUGUUGUCCAGAGGAGCUGACUGCAGAGAGAAGGACAAUGAAGGGCAAACAGCUCUGCACCUGUGUACAAGACAUAAACUUCCUAAAUGUAUGGCACUUCUCCUACGACAGCUGCUACCUGGGGAAAUCGAUGACCAAGAUAAAAACAAGAGAACUGCCUUACACUGGGCAGCAUCGUAUGGCAACCUGGAGCACGUCAAAAUGCUGAUCAAACAGAAUUCGAAUAUCGGAAUACCAGACACUGAAGGGAAAACCCCACUACAUUGGGCAGCCAGCAGUCGAGACAGGGAAACAGUUAGUUGUGUCCGGUUGAUUCUGGAAACCACCCCAAGUGUUAUCAACUGGCAGGACUAUGAGGGUCAGACUGCCCUUCAUCUGGCUGUUGCUGAUGGCAAUGAGAGUGUGGUCAGAGUCCUGACAUCAAUGAAGAAUUGCAAUGUGUCGGCACUUGAUAAUGUAUUUCGUACUCCUCUACAUUGGGCUGCUGUUUUAGGUCAUUCAAAGAUCGUGGCCAUCUUGUUGGAUAGUGGAGCAGACAGUUCCAGCUCAGAUGCUAAUGGGGCUACAGCUCUUCAUUAUGCUGCUCAGAAUAAUUACAGUGACACGGUAUCAGUGUUCCUGAGAUGGGCCUGUGCUGAUGAAGCUGAUCUUGAGGGACGUACGGCCUUCAUGUGGGCUGCUGGGAAGGGGGCCGAUGAUGUCAUCAGGGUAUUUUUAGAACACGGUGUGGACAUACAGCAGGAAGACAAAACAGGGGGUACAGCUCUCCACGCUGCAGCUUUAUCUGGCCACAGCACAACAGUCAAACUGCUGCUGGAGAGUGGGGCCAAGUUGGAAGUAACUGACCAAGCCAGGCACACACCACUAUUUCGAGCCUGUGAGAUGGGCCAUAUGGAUGUGGUCCAGACCCUGAUUGAUGCUGGAGCCCGGGUGGAUGUUCUGGAUCAGGAUGGAAGAUCUCCACUUCAUUGGGCAGCUUUGGGUGGCCAUGCCUGCAUCUGUCAAAUACUGAUCAAGUGGGGCCUGCAUCCAAAUGUUAGGGAUCAAUCACUAAGAGCUCCACUCCACUGUGCAGCUUAUGGAGGUUAUGUUAACUGUAUGUCAGCAUUGAUGGAGCAUGGGGCGGAUCCUAACUCCCAGGACAAAGAGGGCAUGACUUCCCUCCACUGGGCCUGUUCCAAAGGACACCUGGAUGCAGUCAAACUGCUCAUUGAAUACAAUGCUUUCCCUAACCAUAUGGAGUUCACAGAGGACAGGUACACUCCUCUGGACUAUGCCUUGAUGGGAGAGCACCAUGAUGUUGUUCAAUACAUGAUUGAACAGGGGGCUUUAUCCAUCACCGGAAUACAGGAUAUUGCAGCACAGACUAUCCAGUCAGCUUUCAAAGGUUACAGAGUUCGCAAGGUCUUUAUUGAUCGUAAGAAACUUCUCAUGAAACAUGAGAAGUUGAAAAAGGAAGCUGCCAG